Messenger RNA from Anopheles cruzii, 1188 nucleotides. RefSeq names its product homeobox protein orthopedia (gene otp). Gene Ontology annotation, molecular function: DNA-binding transcription factor activity, RNA polymerase II-specific; DNA binding. The transcript is spliced from 8 exons. Gene Ontology annotation, biological process: neuron differentiation; regulation of DNA-templated transcription. The coding region runs from base 1 to 1188 and encodes 395 amino acids. Lineage: Eukaryota; Metazoa; Arthropoda; Insecta; Diptera; Culicidae. The record is from RefSeq and is a predicted model, not a curated record.
AUGCUGAACAAUCUCAACGCGGCAGGAUUGGGUGGACCGAAGGAAUGCGAUCUGCCGAAGUCGGGCCUCACAUCGCUGCACGGCGGUGCGCCCGGGUUUGGCCAGGUCCCCAAUCCACCCAGCAACGCCGACAGCAACGCCAACCGGCUGCACGUGAACAGCGGCAGUGCCGGGGCCACCCCGGGCGGUGGUGGAAGCGGUGGCUCGAGCGGAGGGGGCCAGGGUGCCGGCACAGGGCCCAACACGCUGUGCGAGCCGCACAACAUCCACCAGGAUCAGAAUUCUGACAAACAUGGUGGAAAACAGAAACGACACCGAACACGCUUCACGCCGGCUCAGCUGAACGAGCUCGAGCGCUGCUUCUCGAAGACGCACUACCCGGACAUCUUUAUGCGCGAGGAGAUCGCCAUGCGGAUCGGGCUCACGGAGUCCCGUGUGCAGGUCUGGUUCCAGAAUCGACGAGCCAAGUGGAAAAAGCGGAAGAAGACAACCAACGUCUUUCGCACACCGGGUGCGCUCCUGCCGUCCCAUGGACUGCCACCGUUCGGGGCUAAUAUUACCAACAUUGCAAUGAGCGAAAGUUUAUGCGGCACGUCGAUGUUCGGGGGCGAUCGAUGGGGCGUUGGAGUCAAUCCGAUGACCGCCGGAUUUGGUCAGCUGAACCAAUCGUCUUCGCUCUCCAGCACGCUCAACACGGGGCUCAACUCGGGUAUCAACAUAUCCUCGGCAAUGGGUGCCGGUGGGUAUCACAACUAUGGACUGAAUGCAGCGCUAGGUGAUACGAUGAUGUACCAACACUCGGUAGGCGGCGUAGGCUGCACGGGAAACUCACCCACAUCCACCCCGCCAAACAUAAACGCUUGCUCGCCCUCUACGCCACCCCUGUCGAACGGAGGCCAACAACCGACCCAGCCCCAGCAGCAACAGCAGCAACAACAGCAACAGCAGCAUCAGCAACAACAAGGUGCUAGUCAAAGCGAUGCCUCCACCAACGGAGAUAUGACCGGUGCCAAUCAGCACGGAAUCGGCAACUGUCACAACCUGACGACCGGCACGCCCGAAGGAGACGACGAUGUUUGGCGGGGCCACAGCAUAGCGGCACUGCGGCGCCGCGCUUCGGAGCUCAACCAAACCAUGCCAUCCUAUCUACAUGCUCACAACUACGAUCACCACAACUCGGUGUAUUGA